Venustampulla echinocandica is the source of this 756-nucleotide messenger RNA. Its product is annotated as Methylthioribulose-1-phosphate dehydratase. Gene Ontology annotation, cellular component: cytoplasm. The coding region runs from base 1 to 756 and encodes 251 amino acids. NCBI's taxonomy places the organism in Eukaryota, Fungi, Ascomycota, Leotiomycetes, Helotiales, Pleuroascaceae. Gene Ontology annotation, molecular function: metal ion binding; methylthioribulose 1-phosphate dehydratase activity. The transcript is spliced from 3 exons. The record is from RefSeq and is a predicted model, not a curated record.
AUGGCGACCCAAAAGAGCUCUCAACUCGAACAGGUCCACGCAGACAACAAUGACCACCUUAUCCGGUCCUCUGACAGCCAACAUCCCGCAAACCUCAUCCCGGCGCUCUGCAGCAAGUUUUGGACUCUAGGAUGGGUAACGGGCACUGGUGGAGGAACAAGCAUCCGCGAUGAUGACCUGGUUUACCUCGCACCUUCUGGCGUGCAAAAAGAGCUUAUGAAACCAGAAGACAUCUAUGUCCUCGCUCUCUCCCAGCAAAAGGACCCUAAAUCCCGAGUCUACCUCCGCUCUCCACCCUCCCUCAAGCCGUCACAGUGCACACCCCUCUUCAUUGCUGCUUUCACAAAGCGCAAUGCCGGAUGUUGUAUCCAUACACACUCUCAAUGGGCCGUCCUAGUUACCCUACUCCUCGAGAAGCGGUCUUCAAAAACGACUCUUUUUGAGAUCAAUAAUAUCGAACAGAUAAAAGGCAUUGGCAAGGGCUAUAAAAAACAAGGAAGUCUUGGUUAUCACGACACGUUACGGAUACCAGUGAUUGAAAAUACCCCACACGAGGAGGAUCUGACGGAGAGCCUAGAGCAAGCUAUGGAUAAGUACCCGGACACCUACGCCGUUCUUGUGAGACGGCAUGGCAUCUACGUUUGGGGGGAGACUGUGCACAAAGCGAAGACGCAAACUGAGAGUCUAGACUACAUCUUUCAAUUAGCGAUUGAGAUGGAAAAACUUGGGUUGUCGUGGUUGAGCGAUAUCUCCUAA